Charadrius vociferus (killdeer) is the source of this 579-nucleotide messenger RNA. RefSeq names its product dual specificity protein phosphatase 13 isoform A-like. Lineage: Eukaryota; Metazoa; Chordata; Aves; Charadriiformes; Charadriidae. The transcript is spliced from 3 exons. Gene Ontology annotation, molecular function: protein tyrosine/serine/threonine phosphatase activity; MAP kinase phosphatase activity. Gene Ontology annotation, biological process: protein dephosphorylation; negative regulation of MAPK cascade. The record is from RefSeq and is a predicted model, not a curated record. The coding region runs from base 1 to 579 and encodes 192 amino acids. Gene Ontology annotation, cellular component: cytoplasm.
AUGUCUGGGGCGGAGGCGCUGGGCCCCCAGGGACCCGAAGGCACUGGGGCAGGCACGGGAGACGUCCCCUCCCUUACAGAAAUCGAGCAGCUCCUGAACACCGGGCGGCCUUCUUGCAACCACGUUGAUGAAGUAUGGCCAAAUCUCUUCCUAGGAGACCUAGUAACAGCUCACAACAGAUUUGUUUUGUGGAAGAUGGGUGUGACCCAUGUUUUAAAUGCUGCCCACGGCACAGCAUACAGCCACGGAGGCCAGGACUUUUACGGAACGACCAUCAAUUACUAUGGUGUACCAGCCCAUGACCUCCCAAGCUUUGACAUUAGCCAGUUCUUUUUCUCUGCGGCGCAGUUUAUCCACAACGCCUUGAACACGCCAGGAGCUAAGAUUUUGGUACAUUGUGCAGUUGGAGUAAGCAGGUCAGCUUCCCUAGUCCUAGCAUAUCUCAUGAUAAAUCACCACCUCCCAUUGGUUGAAGCCAUCAAAACAGUGAAGGAACAUCGAUGGAUUUCACCCAACCGUGGCUUUCUGAAACACCUGCGAAAUCUGGAUGUUCAGCUGCGGCAGAAGAAGGACUGCUGA